This is a messenger RNA of Styela clava, 5196 nucleotides long. NCBI's taxonomy places the organism in Eukaryota, Metazoa, Chordata, Ascidiacea, Stolidobranchia, Styelidae. The record is from RefSeq and is a predicted model, not a curated record.
AAAAAUCUUUCUUUCCUCUUUUUCUUUUCCUACAUUCACGAUUUUUCCUCCAUAUUCAUUGAAUGAGUCGGACAAAGUGGACGGACACGCAGAAUCAACAAUCAACGUCGGCUUGUCGUCGUCUCGGAUAAAAGAAGGUAGAAACAGCCCAUCAUCGGCUGCAGGAAAUUCCAGCCCCACAGUUGGUCUGCAUUCCAGCCAGCAGAGAUGGAUUCCUUCGAGUAAAUUACAACGAGAUGCAGGAAAAUCAGGCCAUGACAGAACAGAGAUUAUAUUUAGAACUGUUAGAAGCAUUCUGAACAAACUCACACCAGAAAACUUCAGCACUCUCAGUACCAGUCUACUCAAUGUUGGAAUCACUUCAAAAGUUAUUUUAAAAGGAAUUGUUAUUUUGAUUUUCGACAAAUCUAUUGACGAGCCGAGAUACAGCACAUUAUAUGCAAACCUAUGUUAUCGUCUCUAUCAUGAGGCCCCGAACUUUGACCCUCCUCCUUCUCAACCAAUAAAAGCACCACACGGAUCAACCCUAAGACCUAACACUUUCCGCCGUUUGUUGAUCGCAAAACUCCAAGAUGAGUUCGAGAAUCGGAAUUGUAAACUCGAGGCGUUCGAUUCGAAAGUUGGGCCACUCGAUGCCGACGAAGAGGAGCAAAGAUUACUUUCGAAACACCACAUGCUCGGGAAUAUCAAAUUUAUCGGUGAACUCUACAGCCUCGGAAUUCUCCAGGAGAGCAUCAUGCAUAAAUGCAUUAAACAACUCAUUAAUAAAAAGAAGAAAGGUACGUUGGACGACAUGGCGGAAGACUUGGAAUGCCUCAGUCAAAUCAUGACAACCUGUGGGAAGAGACUCGACCAUCCAAAGGCUAAGUCUCUAAUGGAUCAAUAUUUUGAACGUAUGGAAGUGCUGCGUCGCAAACACACAGAGCUUCCAUCGAGAAUAAGAUUCAAACUGCAGGACGUCGCUGAGCUAAGAGGGAAUAAUUGGUUCCCACGACGGGCACAAAGGGAUACUGGACCUCGGCCUUUACGUCAGAUCAGAAAGGAAAUUGAAGAACUAUAUCUCUCACCAUCAGCCAUAUAUAAUCAGAGUAACGGUGAAGGAUUUGGUGGAAAUCCACGAUUUCAGACAUCGACUACAGGAUUCGGUUCAAAUUCGGGAUUUCAGAUGAAUUAUCCUGGAAGCAGUCGUUUUUCUCAGUCACCACAAUAUCCAGGUGGCUUUUCAGGUACUUCACCUCCUUCAGUGCUCAAUGCUACCUCUAGUGACAAGACAAGCAAUUCACAGGGUUUCGAUUUCUUUGGGCCAGUCAAACCUCAACCAAUUCGACCGGCUGCCCCAAAACCCACCCCUAGUUUACCCCCGACAAGACCCAUUUACCCAGGCCAGCAGGCAAGGUUUGCCCCACCUCCACAUAUGUACAAUGGUUACCCAACUGCUCCAAACCCCAUGUACCGGCCCCCUAGGCCUUCUCAAAUGAGCCCUGGGUACCAUAGCCCCAUGCAGGAGCCCAAUAGCCCCCAACCUGCCCAGCGUAUUCAAGAUUCUCAGCCGCCUCAAAGGGAUUCCUCUGCGAAACAAGGGAAUCACAAAUCUGACCAGAAACCAGCCAAAGAGAUCCCUCCUCGAUUCCAGAAACAAAAGCAACAGAAAAUGGAAAUGGCAGCUGCUGAGAAUCAAAAUACAGAGCAAGCUACUGGUACUAAGCCUAUUCAUUCUCAACGCAACGGUACCGGAAACGCAUCUACUAGACCCAGGAAACCCCCAGUGUUCACAGCUCUAAACAGUAAUCCUGAACCCCCAAUUAUACAUCGCCAAACUGAGCCCCCACAAUCAAGACCUUACCCCCAACCUACCGUCCAAUUCACCCAAGGUACCCCACUUGGGGCAGUAAGUAAAGGCUUGAAGACACCGGUACAAGCAGUAGCCAAAUCUCCAAGAAAUCAUCCAACUUCGAACGCUGGACUCCCUUCUCAGCGUCGCCCGACACAAAACCAGCGCCAUCCUUCUCCCACUAUACAUGAGACCAACAUUGACGCGAUACAGGCUCCGUUCCAACAUGCUAUUGACAAUGCUAGCCAGCAGGUACCACUUAGCAAAAAGAAUCCAGUGGUCGCUGAAAAAACAAAACCAAAAAAAUCUUCCAUGAGUAAAUCUGAGGUGGAGAAAAUCUCUGACGAUACAGCGGAGAAAUAUUUUGCGAAAAUCAAAAAUAAAGAUCAGAUUGGGAAAAUUGUGAAUGAAUUGAAGCUGCAGAGAAAACUCAUCCCAGUCUUUAUCAGUAAACUACUGAUAAAAUCACUAAACAAAUCAGACCAUGAUAAGGACAGAAUAUGCAAAUUAUUGCUCUAUCUUAUCGAGAUGAAAAUCUUUACUAAGGAGCUUGUCUUGCAGGGUAUGCAGACAACAUUGGAGAAACUCUCAGAUCUCGAGUCUGAAAUCCCCCUGAUUAAAUCCUCAAUGGGGAACCUACUCUCAAAAGUAGUACUAUUCGAGCUUUUAGCCUUGUCUGAUCUUGGAGAGAUGCUGGUCGGAGGCUACCAUUUUCCUCUCUUCCUGCUGACCCUUCAACAAAUGUCAAAGGUCAAGGUUGAAGAUUGGAUCACUCAUGAGUUUCAAGAAAGUAAAAUCAAAAUGAUUGAAAUGCUUCCAGAAGCCUCCCAGACAAAAUCAGCAAUGAUUACAAUCCUAGAAGGAAAACAACUGCAAUUCCUAUUCCCAUUGGUCCAUAUUGAAUCCAAACUAUCCAAUCAGAUUGCAGAGAAUCCAAACCCUUCCUCUAUCUACAAAUGGAUCAAAGAAAAUGUGACCCUUGACCUCUACACUGACCCUGGGUUCAUCAAUGUUCUUGUUUCAUGCUCUCUUGAUCAUAUCACCAAGCAUAGCAGUCUGGCAGAGGGCGUGGAACGAACACAGAAUCCAUUGAGGGAAAUUAAAGAGAAAGAGCGCCAACUAAUGGUCGAAAUAAAACCAGUUUUGCAAAAAUUUCUUCACGACAAGCCUAAGUUACAAUUGCAUGCUUUGUAUGCUGCUCAAGUCUUCUGCUGUAACAAAGAGUUUCCGAAAGGUCUUCUGCUCCGAUUGUUCAAUGGUUUGUAUGAAGAAGAUGUUGUUGAUGAGGAGACUUACUAUGUGUGGAAGGAGGAUGUCAAUGAACAGUAUUGUGGAAAGGGGAAGGCAUUGUUUCAGGUGAAUAAAUGGUUAGCCUGGCUUCGGGAAGCUGAAACGGAUGAUGAAGAAGACAAGUAAUGUUUAAUUGUGUCAUAAUCAGCACUUAUGAUGUCAUAAUCAACCAAUGUGAUGUAACAAUCAAGCAGUAUGAUGUCACGCUAUUUUGUGCAGUACUAUUGGCAGAGAAUCAAUUAAUGUUGGUUUGUGAUGUCACAAAACAAAUAUUGUGAUAAAACAAAAACUAUUGUUGAAUCACAAAUAAACAAAAUGACUACAAUGCACUAUAUUGUAACUAAACUUUCUUCCAAUUUUUGAGAAUCUCGUCGUAAUUAAAUAUUGUUUUUUCUGUCAUAGUUUUGUGAGUUCCGUUAGUCUACAAUUUUUCCGAGAACUAUUUCUGCUUUUUGAUACCAAUUUUUUAGUCUACGCUUUGUAGUGAGUUUUAUAAAUUUUGAGAAGUUCAAAGUUCAACACUACAGUGAUAAAUUCAUAAGAAAUUAAAUUAGUUGCCAUUCAGAGUAUUGAAAUCUCAAACUGUUAAAAAACUUUGAAAUAUAGAAUGUGAAAUAAUUGAAAUUGUGGCAAUGCAUCAAACAUUUAGCGUCAGAAAAAGAUGUUGGUUUUUGAAAAAGUGUAAAGAAUAUUUGCGCUGGCUUUUGAUAUAGAAAUUUAUUGCCUAUUCAUGUAAAAUAUUCAUGAUAGGGAGGGGGCUUUCCAAUGUGCCGUAUAAUGGCUGUAUAGCAGUGGUUCCCAACCUUUUACGCCUCGUGGCCCCCUUGAGAGGAUUUUAGUACUCAUGGCCCCCCUGUUUAUCUUUCCAGUGGUAUUUAUAGUGUUAUUUUGAUUGGUAGAUUCCAAAUCCCAUUAUGUUCAAACAAUUCAUGCUCAACAAAGUGAGAAAUCCUUUGGAAUAACAUAACCUUGUCAGGAAAUGAAACUAGGAAGAAAGGGAAAAGUAAAAUCAGUUUUCUCCUGGCAUGGUGGCCCCUUCUAACUGCUCUGUGGCCCAUUUGGAGGGCCACAGGCCCCCGGUUGGCAACCACUGCUGUAUAGUUUUUCUUUGUUUUAACAUUAUUUUCACCAAUAAUCUAACUCUCUGCGUUGAUUUUGUCUUCGUCCAGUUUUGAAAAAUAUUUUUUUGUCGUAAUUACCCACAAUCAUGUAUCUAUUGUACUAAUGUAAUGUGUCUGUUUAUUUAUUUAUUAUAUUUACUGGAAAUUCGAACUAUAUAUAUUUGUGGGAAUUAGAUGACCCGAUAAUAAAUGUGUAUUGGACUCAGCUACGUUCAGUUUCCCGGUUAAAUAAAGUUUUAAAUUUAACCCUGUGUCCAAUAUCUUACCCAGGUAAUGAAUUAGCCAAGUAAUACCUUCCUCAAACUGUUUGAGCCACGCCCCUUUUUUGAGAAUUUGUCUAAUCUAGCGCCUCGCCGGCUAGCUAACGAUAAGCUACAAAUAACAGAUAGUAAACGAAAGUAUGUUUUAUUCAAAAAAGUCGAAAUUACUUGAUGGAAUGUAAUAAUAGAAUAAAUAAAAGUUUUCAAAACAAGCAAAAUUCAGCAAAUAUUUUUAAUCAGCUUAUUGCCCCCUCAAAAAAUUAAGCGGUGCGCCACACCGUUUGAGAAUCACUGCUGAAAAGACCCAAUUUCGAGUUCAAUUAGUGUCUAAAAUAUCCAUCUCGACCUUGUCAGUGUUGCCAUUUUGUUUCCAAGAAAAUAUUUUGACCUUUGAUCCCAUCCCAAUCCCUGAUUAAUGCCCGAUACAUACUAAAAAGUAUUUUCAAUGAGUAUUUAAAAAAAUGUCAUCUUUUUAUAGAAUUAUAGUGCUUUUUAAAUGUUGCCACACAGCAUGCUAAGAUUAUGCGGAAUUUUUGAGCAAAAAAAAAUAGAUUUCUUUGAAAAUGUCAUUUUUGUAAAAAUCUUUGUACUGAGAUUAGUGUUUGUUGUUACAUCAUAAUUAAAUCUGCAAUGUAUUAUUGUGACAUCACAACGUUUUGUAUAAAUGAGUGAAAAAUAAGAAAAUAUCAACAUA